CCUUUACUUUGUGGCUACUUUUUUUAGGGGAUACUUUGUGGCUACUUAUUCCAGUAUGGAGACAUCGGCUUUAUUUGUUCUAUAAAAAUCCACGCACUUGCGCACAACAGGGUCAUCAGCACACCUACACAAGCAACUGCGCCGUUCAUCCUUGCAGUUCCUCCAUGGCCGCUCCCACCGCCUGCCGCCGUCUGUCCAUCCCAGCUCUAGUGCUGCUGUGCGUUUCACUUCUCCAGCUUGCCCAAGCAAGGCUCCUACCAGAGGACAAAAACGCACUUGAUGACAGCAAGUCGUUCUCCAUCAAAGGUGGCGGCGGGGAGGGUGGUGGCCGGGGCUUCGGUGUGAGCGUAGGCCGUGGCGGGCACGACGUGUCCAUCGCUGUUGGCGGUGGGCUUGGAGGCGGAGCUGGCACUACCCGUGGUGGCGGUGCGAGUGCCGGCGGUGGCGCGGGUGCGGGGGUUGGCAUUGACGUGGGGCGUGGUGGUGUGGAUGUGGGGAUCGGCGGAGGUGGGGGUGGGGCCGGUAGCUCCGGCGGUGUGCGUGCAAGAGGUGGGGCUGGAGGCGGUGUCGGUGUUCACAUCGGGCGUGGUGGGGUGAGUGUGAGCAACGGAGGAGGCGGUGGUGUUGGAGGUGGAAGCGGGGGCAGCAGCGAUGGCAGCUCCGGUGGUGGUAGUGGCGUUGGCCGUGCUGGUAAUGCGGUGGGCGGUGGCGGAGGGUCUGGUAGCGCAAAUGGUUCUGCCGGAAGCGGAGGGGGUAGUGGAGUUGGGUCGGCCAGUGGAGGUGUCGCCGGGGGCUCCGGCAGUGGUGGUGGCCAAGGUUGAUUGAGUUUGUUUACUUUAAGACUAAGAAAUGAAUAUAGCACGGGUUAAGUGGAAUUGGACACUCCCAAUGCUUGUGGGCUUCAUAGGCAAAAUCUUGUAGUGAAAUAGUAUAAUUAAAAAGAGAGAGAGUGUGGUGAGUUGUAUGUUAGUGGAGAUACAACUCUUAGUUUGGUUCCCUAUGCAGUGUGAUCAAUACUCUGAUCCGAUGUGGCCAAGGUCGAUCUAGUUUGUUCACUUUAAGACGGAGCAAUGGAUAUAGCAUGGAAAUUGUUGACGAACUAAUAUCUCUGAGAGAGAUGUUGUAUGUGUAAGGUACUAUAAGACGCAAGUAAUUUGUGAUGCUAUUAUUGUGCUUAA
This is a messenger RNA of Triticum aestivum (bread wheat), 1178 nucleotides long. Its product is annotated as glycine-rich cell wall structural protein. The transcript has a single exon. NCBI's taxonomy places the organism in Eukaryota, Viridiplantae, Streptophyta, Magnoliopsida, Poales, Poaceae. The coding region runs from base 165 to 821 and encodes 218 amino acids. The record is from RefSeq and is a predicted model, not a curated record.